UGAAGCCAAGUAUGCUAUCGUUGUUCUCCUCGCGGCAGUGUCUGCUAUACCUUACCUUCCCAUCUAGCUAAACUGUCCAAGAUGCUCCGCUGCUUCCAGACCAAGGCCCUGAGGGCUAGACCAGCCUGUCCACGCUCCGCACUCAUUCUAUCCACGCUCAACCCCCCACAAAAAGCAUCUACAGCCAGGAAUCAAAGUACUGCAGCGGCCACUUCACCUUCCAUCAAUACCCAUGACCCUCUUAUUGACCCCCCCGCGAGAAACCAGGUACAACCUCUGGUCCGACCACGCUCAAAUGAAGCAGAACAAUCAUUCCUCGGCAAAACCGGCGGCGAAAUCUUCCACGAGAUGAUGGUCCGGCACAACGUCAAACACAUCUUCGGCUACCCCGGCGGGGCCAUUCUCCCUGUCUUUGACGCCAUCUACAAGUCCCCCCACAUUGACUUCAUCCUUCCCCGCCAUGAACAAGGCGCCGGCCACAUGGCCCAAGGGUAUGCCCGCGCCUCCGGUCAUCCAGGCGUCGUGCUGGUCACCUCCGGCCCGGGCGCCACCAAUGUCAUCACGCCCAUGGCCGACGCCCUCGCCGACGGAACUCCCAUGGUAGUCUUCUGCGGGGAAGUCGUCACCAGUGCUAUCGGCAGCGACGCCUUCCAAGAGGCCGAUAUCAUCGGAAUGUCGCGGGGCUGCACGAAAUGGAACGUGAUGGUGAAGAACGUAGCAGAAAUCCCGCGCCGAAUCAACGAGGCCUUCGAAAUCGCGACGAGUGGUCGGCCUGGCCCGGUGCUCGUCAGUCUGCCGAAGGAUAUCACGGCGGGGGUGCUGCGAUGCACGGUGGACACGGAAUCAGCCCUCCCGUUGGCAUCGAGUCCGAUGAUGCGCGCGGCGUGGGAGGUCAGAAGACGGGGGGAACUUGAUACAGCGAUCCGGAGAGUGGCUCAUCUGAUCAACAUUGCCAAAAAGCCCGUCAUCUACGCCGGACAGGGAAUCAUCUCCUCCCCCGGGGGCCCGGAAAUGCUACGCGCCCUCGCCGAGAAGAGCUCCAUCCCAGUCACCACAACCCUACACGGCCUCGGAGCCUUCGACGAACUCGACGAAAAAGCCCUCCACAUGCUCGGCAUGCACGGAUCCGCGUACGCCAACAUGGCGAUGCAAGAAGCGGACCUGAUCAUCGCCCUAGGCGGACGCUUCGACGACCGCGUCACCGGAAGUAUCCCGCGAUUCGCCCCGGGAGCCAUGGCGGCAGCCAAACAAGGACGCGGAGGGAUCGUGCAUUUCGAAAUCAUGCCCAAGAACAUCAACAAGGUGAUCCAAGCCACCGAGGCCAUCGAAGGCGACGUAGCCAACAACCUGCACCACCUCGUCCCACUCAUCCAACCCCGAUCCAUUCCCGAUCGCCAAGCCUGGUUCGACCAGAUCAACACCUGGAAAGCCAAAUGGCCGCUCUCCCACUACGGCCAGACCGACCGCCCCCACCUCAUCCAACCCCAAACCCUCAUCACCGAACUCAGCGCCCUCACUGCCCCAAUCAAACAAAACACCAUCAUCACCACCGGCGUCGGCCAACACCAAAUGUGGGUGGCCCAACACUUCCGCUGGCGCUACCCGCGCAGUCUCAUUUCCUCCGGGGGCCUCGGCACAAUGGGCUACGGCCUCCCCGCCGCCAUCGGCGCCAAAGUCGCCCGUCCAGAAGCCCUAGUCAUCGACAUCGACGGCGACGCCUCCUUCAGCAUGACCCUGACGGAACUCUCCACAGCCGCGCAAUUCAACAUCGGAAUCAAAGUGAUCGUGCUCAACAACGAAGAACAAGGGAUGGUGACGCAAUGGCAGAACCUCUUUUAUGAAGAUCGCUACGCGCACACGCAUCAGACGAAUCCGGAUUUCUUGAAACUGGCGGAUGCGAUGGGCGUGCAGGCGCGACGGGUGGUCCAGCCCGAGGAGGUGAGGGGGAGUCUGGAGUGGUUGGUUGGGACGGAGGGGCCGGCGUUGUUGGAGGUUGUGACGGAUAAGAAGGUGCCGGUCUUGCCGAUGGUGCCGACGGGGAGGGCGUUGCAUGAGUUUAUUGCGUGGGAUAGUGGCAUGGAUAAGAAGCGGCGGGAGUUGAUGCGCGAGCGGACGGGGGGGGUUCAUGGGUAGGGUUGUCAGAGUGCUAAGCAUAACAAAGGGGAGGGGCUUGCUGGAUAUACCUAGUAAAAGUCCGGUUGUUUAUUUCAUAGGCG
Aspergillus ibericus CBS 121593 is the source of this 2216-nucleotide messenger RNA. Its product is annotated as acetolactate synthase catalytic subunit. Lineage: Eukaryota; Fungi; Ascomycota; Eurotiomycetes; Eurotiales; Aspergillaceae. Gene Ontology annotation, molecular function: thiamine pyrophosphate binding; acetolactate synthase activity; flavin adenine dinucleotide binding. The coding region runs from base 82 to 2133 and encodes 683 amino acids. The transcript has 5 exons. Gene Ontology annotation, biological process: L-valine biosynthetic process. Gene Ontology annotation, cellular component: acetolactate synthase complex; mitochondrion. The record is from RefSeq and is a predicted model, not a curated record.